Octodon degus (degu) is the source of this 2278-nucleotide messenger RNA. RefSeq names its product protein S (gene Pros1). Lineage: Eukaryota; Metazoa; Chordata; Mammalia; Rodentia; Octodontidae. The coding region runs from base 1 to 2061 and encodes 686 amino acids. Gene Ontology annotation, cellular component: extracellular region. Gene Ontology annotation, molecular function: calcium ion binding. The record is from RefSeq and is a predicted model, not a curated record. The transcript is spliced from 15 exons.
AUGCCAUUUAAGAAGUUGGAAGUACCCCGCGGAGGCUGCGUGCUGCUCCGUUUGCACAGCGAAAGCCGUUUCCCGUCCCGUGCGCUGCCGCCCCGAGAGUCGCUCUCAGUUUUGUCAAAGCAACGUGCUUCGCAAGUCCUGGUUAGGAAACGUCGUGCGAAUUCUUUGUUUGAAGAAACCAAAAAGGGGAAUCUUGAAAGAGAAUGCAUUGAAGAGCUGUGUAACAAAGAGGAAGCCAGGGAGGUCUUUGAGAACAACCUGGAAACAGAUUACUUUUAUCCGAAAUACCUAGCUUGUCUUGGCUCUUUCCGAGCUGGAGUAUUUACUGCUGCACGUCUGUCCACCAACGCUUACCCAGACCUAAGGAGCUGCAUCACUGCUAUUCCAGACCAAUGUGAUCCUCUACCAUGCAACAAAGACGGGUACAUGAGCUGCAAAGAUGGCCAAGCUGCGUUCACCUGCGUCUGUAAGCCAGGCUGGCAAGGAGAGAGGUGUGAAUUCGAUAUAAAUGAAUGCAAAGAUCCCUUGAAUGUAAAUGGAGGCUGCAGCCAGAUUUGUGACAAUACACCUGGAAGCUACCAUUGUUCCUGCAGAAGUGGUUUUGAUUUGCUUUCAAAUAAAAAAGACUGUAGAGAUGUGGACGAAUGUGCUAGGAAGCCAAAUGUUUGUGGCAAAGCCGUGUGCAAGAACACGCCAGGAGACUACGUGUGUGAGUGCCCUGCGGGCUACAGAUACAACCCCGAGACAGGGGCCUGUGCAGAUGUAGACGAGUGCUCGGAGAACACGUGCGCCCAGCUUUGCGUGAAUUACCCCGGGGGCUAUUCUUGUCACUGUGAUGGGAGAAAAGGACACAAACUCGCGCAGGACCAGAAGAGCUGCGAGGUUAUUCCAGUGUGUCUUCCUUUGAACCUUGACAAAAAUUAUGAGUUACUUUACUUGGCAGAGCAGUUUGCAGGGGUUGUUUUAUAUUUAAAAUUUAAUUUGCCAGAAACUAUCAGGUUCUCUGCUAGGUUUGAUUUCCGGACGUACGACGCGGAGGGGGUCAUCCUGUGCGCGGAGUCCCUCGACCACUCCUCCUGGCUCCUGAUCGCCCUUCGGGACGGAAAGCUUGAAAUUCAGCUCAAGAAUGAGUUUACAAGCCAGAUCACGUCUGGAGGCACUGCCAUCAAUAACGGAGUGUGGAAUAUGGUGUCUGUGGAAGAAUUAAAAGAUAGAAUUAGUAUUAAAAUAGCUAAAGAAGCUGUCAUGAAUAUAAAUAAACCUGCGAACCUUUUUAAAUCUACCAAUGGAUUUGUGGAAACCAAAAUAUACUUCUCAGGAUUACCUCGGAAAGUGGCAAAUGCGCUCCUUAGACCGAUCAACCCUCGUCUGGAUGGGUGCAUACGAAGCUGGAAUUUGAUGAACCAAGGAACUCUGGGAGCCAAGGAAAUUAUUCAAGAAAAACAAAAUAAGCACUGCCUUGUCACCGUGGAGAAGGGCUCCUAUUACCCCGGAUCUGGAGUUGCUCAGUUUAGCAUAGAUUAUAAUAACAAAACUCACGCCGAGGGUUGGCAAAUCAAUCUGAUCUUGAAUAUUCGCCCAUCUGAGGGCACAGGGGUUAUGUUUGCCUUGGUUUUGGAUGAUACAGUGCCUUUUGCUAUGUCACUGGUGGACUCCACCUCUAGAAGUUCUCAGGAUAUUAUAGUGUCUAUUGAAAAUAAAGUAGUAAGUCGCAUAGAGGCCGUCGAUCUGUGUUCCAGGCAACAAUCCCAAGUGGUCCUCGGUGUCGACAGAAAGAAUCUGGCGCUGUGGACUCCGCUUAAAGAAGAUACCAUUUACUCUGAAGACCUUCAAAGGCAGCUUGCAGUCUUGGAUGAAGCGAUGAAAGGAACAGUGACCACUUACCUAGGUGGCCUUCCAGACCUUCCCUUCACUGCUGCGCCCGUGAACGCCUUCUAUCACGGCUGCAUGGAGGCGACCGUCAACGGUGAGCUGCUGGACCUGGACGAAGCCCUCCACAAGCACGACGACAUUCGAGCUCACUCGUGUCCAUCCAUUUGGAACAGCACAAAAAGUCCCUAAGGCAUCUUGUUUAUCUGCUGAUAAUGCCUCUUUUCAGAGUGGAUGAUACCUGUGUUUCUAUGACAGCUGGAUGGGUUUAUUGAUGAUAUGAAGUCCUUGAUCAUUUUGUGCUACUUUGAGCUUCUUGGAAUUUUUCAAAGCUCUUUUUAAGAAAAAAUUCUGCUAUAAUAUUAAAAAAUUCUUUCUGAUGUGGCCAUCUAGAAAUUAAAUAAGGAAA